AUGGUCAGAACAAAGACGCCUCAGCCGAAUCCAGUCCAAGUGGAGACGAUACAAUUGGGAGUCUGGAAGGUUCUCCUGGCAAAGAAUGCUGUGAACUCUCUGGAUUUCUCGAAGCAGUGGAAUAGUCUCACCUCGUCAUUUCCUUUUCUCAAACGCCUUAUCGUCGACAUGUAUACUCUCGAUCCGUGGCUGUCAGUCUUAUACCUCCUAAGCAGGAUGUGGUGGGGUAUGGAAUCGGCUGUGUCUCUGUAUCUCUCGAGUCAUCUCUUGAAAACAAUUGAAGCCGGCUUACGCGAGGGAAAGCCCAACCCCAGCGCUAUACUGAAUGCGUUGCUAACUCAGGUGGUCGUUGUCAUCGCUUCCGUCACGGUGAGAUGGACAAUGUGA
Messenger RNA from Guyanagaster necrorhizus, 387 nucleotides. RefSeq lists its product as uncharacterized. The transcript has 2 exons. The record is from RefSeq and is a predicted model, not a curated record. Bases 1 to 387 code for a protein of 128 amino acids. Lineage: Eukaryota; Fungi; Basidiomycota; Agaricomycetes; Agaricales; Physalacriaceae.